UACAGAUGCUGGGUCAGUUAUAUACAGUCAUUGGUUUGAAGCAGCUUGCGAAUAUAUCCAAUUAUUGAAGGGUAAAUCAGUGGUAGCCUGUUUAAUUGAACUGUGGAAGGCUGGCAUUUAUUUUCGAAGUUAGCAACGACAUCAGUAUCUUAAAGAUGAACCGCCGUGUAAAUUAUCGCUCCAUUUUGCCUUUACGCCAAGAACUUUACUGAUAGGCUACAUUUAGGGCCAUACGGUGUUUUUAUUGGAUAUAUGCUAUAUUUUCUAUUUUGGGCUGGAUAUCGAAUCAUACGGUGAUUUGAAUACAGCCAACUGCAGUAUCAACCGUUUGUUGAUAAACACGAAUCCUUUCUCAUACAGGACCACCUCCGGUGCAUUGAUGCACCCGUUUCAGUGGUUUAACGGGUGCUUCUGUGGUCUGGGACUGGUCUACUCCAACAAGUCGUGCACCAUGCCUCCCAUCACCUUCCAGGACCUGCCCCUCAACAUCUACAUGAUCAUCUUCGGAACAGGCAUCUUCAUCUUCAUCCUCAGCCUCAUCUUCUGCUGUUACUUCAUCAGUAAACUAAGACACCAAGCCCAGAGUGAUAGGUUUGGCUACAGAGAGGUGGUUUUAAAAGGAGAUCCUAAAAAGUUGAAUCUCCAUGGGCAGACGUGUGCUGUUUGCCUGGAAGACUUCAAAGUCAAAGAUGAGCUUGGAGUGUUGCCAUGCCAACAUGCCUUUCACAGGAAGUGUCUGGUGAAAUGGCUGGAGGUGCGCUGUGUGUGCCCCAUGUGCAACAAAACCAUUGCAGGACCCCCAGAACAGCGCAACAGCAUAGGAACACUACUGGACGAACUGGUGUAACCUAACAACAAGCACAGCGUGGGCACUGUGAGCUGGUGUAACCUAGCAACCAACAGAAAGUGAACGCUAUUGUCUGGUGUAUCCUAGAAACCGCCCACAGAUGACUGUGAAAUGGUGUAACCUAGCUACCACCUGGAGAGGACUGUGAGAGCUGCUGUUGCCUAGCAACCAACACAGAGCUGCAUACAUGAGUCUACACCACACACCACAGACAGUCUCCAGCUACACACACUUCACCCUGUCACUCUUUCUCUUUGUCUCUGACUGUCUCACUCUUUUUCUCUGUCUUUCUCCCCCAUUUCUUCUCACUAGCCUUCUCUGUCCUUUCUGUCACACUCUCUAUUUCUGUCUUUCUUUUGUUGUCUCUUUGAUCUCUCUCUGACACUCAUUUUCUCACCUUCUCUCUUUUCCUCUCUUUCUGUCUUUUACUUCCUCAGAGGUGAGUUCUAGUUCCAAAGUCAGCAAGAGGGAAGAGCUCCAGACGGUUGGAGAGUGUAGGAGCAGGCAGUUGAUUUGAAUGUGUAAAGACAAGAGUGGAACUAUAAGAACCACGGUGUUGGGAAAAUACAAAGUGAUGUUCUAUGGGCAUGUGUGUGUUGUGUGUUGUGUGUGUGUGUUGUCACACAGAGGAGUCUGUUUGGGUUUGUCACUUGUUGUAUUUAUUUGUUUGUUUAUAACAUGUUUGUUUUGUAUUAUUGUACAUGGACCAAGGCAAUGUGAGUGACGUGCAUCACCCUCUCACCACAACAUUUAUGUUCUUGGCUGAAAGGUGUUCGUUUUUGAUGUAUUGCACUCUGACACUCUGUGUUUUAUAUACCUCCUGCCAACCAAUGUGUGUAUCACACUGCACAGGUGGUUUAGUGAAACAUGCUCACAUGUUUUAGAACCUUGCCUGACACCUGAAGACUCGUUUUAGCUCCCAACAUUAUUGCCAAGGCUUUAGCUCAGUAGGCUAUUGUGGUUCUGAAAUGUGGAGACAGCCUGAAUUUGAUACCUAGCCAAUCACAUUAAUAGAUUGAGGUAUCUAAGAACUCAAAGGCAAUGCACCUGCUGUUUUCUGUCGUAUUACUGGUGCAGUAUACCUGUGACAUUACUUUUAUAAAGCAAAGGGUUCUUCGCAAGUUACAGUAGUUUAGAAGUUCAAUGUUGUGUGAUUAUAUCUCAAGAACAACUCCAUCUGAUGGAAUACAUCAUAUGUCAUUUUUCUCAGUUUGUAAUUCUCUCUCUUUGAAGAAUAUGCUUUCAAUUUUUUUUCGUGAUGUUUAAUGGCUCCUUUAAUGGCUCCAGUCGAACACAUACCAAGUAAGCACUACUUAAAUUGAGCACUACUCCUCCCUAUGCAACUGGGUCCUGGACUUCCUGACUGGCCGCCCCCAGGUGGAGAAGGUGGGCAACAUUACCUCCUCAACACUGACCCUCAACACAGGGGCCCAUGGGUGCGUCCUCAGUCCCCUCCUGUAUACCAACGACUGCGUGGCCUCAGACAGUUCCAACUCCAUCAUCGAGUGUACUGACGACAUGACAGUAGUAGGCCUGAUCAACAACAACGACCCCUACAGGGAGGAGGUAGGCACGUUGACGGCAUGGUGCCAGAUUAACAACCCCUCCCUCGACAUUAGCGACAGAAAGAAGCUGAUUGUGGACUUCAGGAGGAACCAGGCUGUCCUCAUCAAUGGGGCUGCCGUGGAGACAGUCAAUAACUUAAAAUUAUUUGGCAUUCACAUCUCAGAGAAGCUGAAACCACAUGGACAAAGUAGAGAAGAAGGCACUACAGCAACUCUUCAACCUCAGGAUGCUGAGGAAAUUCAGCCUGUCCUCGAGGGCCCUCACAGUGUUCUACAGGAGCACCAUCGAGAGCAUGUUGUUGGGCUGCAUCACAGUCUGGUACGGCAACUCCACCGCCGCAGACCGCAAGGCUCUUCAGAGGGUGUACAUGCAGCCAAACGCACCAUGGGGUGCACACUGCCCUACAGGACACAGGAAGCCAAGAAGAUCAUCAGGGACCCCAGACACCAAACCAUGACCUGUUCUCCCCGCGUCAAUCACUCAGACAUGGCAGUACAGAAGCAUCAUGGCAAAAACUGAAAGACUGGCCAAUAGUUUCUGCCCUCAGACCAUCAGGCUGCUGAAUAGCCACCACUAGUCAGCUACCAGCCCCCCACCCCACCCGAACAGACUUUUAUUCUGCCCCCUCACCAAUGGCAUUUUAUCACUGUUGCUGUUGUUAAUAUGUAAAUUUUAAAUUCUAUUAAAAUGUUGAUUGUUUUUAUUGUGCUCAAUGGUCAUGCUGCUGCUCCCCCUCUGGUCAUUCUACCCCAGCCCCUCAACAGUCUUUACUCUACCUCCACCCCAAUAGUCAUGCUGCUGCUCCCCCUCUGGUCAUUCUACCCCAGCCCCUCAACAGUCUUUACUCUACCUCCACCCCAAUGGACAUUUAUUUAUUCCUCACUGCUACACUUAUUAUGAUGUGUAUAUAGUACUAUUUAUACUGUUGUUAUUUCUAUUUCAUUAUUUUAUUUCAAAAGUCCUGCAUGUUAAUGCUCAAAGACUUUCACUGUACCCUGCAAUCCCACCUGCAAACCCACCUACAACCCUGUACAUGUAACUAUUAAACACCCUGAAUCUCUA
Messenger RNA from Oncorhynchus keta (chum salmon), 3475 nucleotides. RefSeq names its product ring finger protein 122 (gene rnf122). The coding region runs from base 380 to 847 and encodes 155 amino acids. The transcript has 5 exons. The record is from RefSeq and is a predicted model, not a curated record. Lineage: Eukaryota; Metazoa; Chordata; Actinopteri; Salmoniformes; Salmonidae.